UCGCUCACCGCCGCCCACCUGUCACAAGAGCUUCGGGCGGACCGCCUGUUCGAACGUCCCACAGCAGCGCACCGCAUACUUUGCCCCGUUUGCCCCUUCUCGCUCGCUUCAGCGAUUCGCAUGCCGGUCCCAUCCCUCUGGAGGUGUAUCUUAAGCUAUGGUAUAGAACAAUCGAGGAACACGGAUGGUUGGUCGCAGGUUCGCACACCGUAGGGUGGCUUUAGGGAGGCUAGAGUCGCGGCAAUAUGUUAAGCAAGACUCGCAUACCCACCGACGAAGAGCUGGGCAAGAAGGACGAUGACCACAGGCCAGGGCUUCGCAGCGGUUUGACUGUGGGGAGACCGAGAUGGGACAUGUUUGCAGGCAUCUUUCGAUGGCGUCGCAGACGGGUGACGUUAGCUGUGGUCCUCUCUGGUCUACUGUACCUGUCAUUGACCAGUAUGCCACUCCUGAGCGGCUUGUGGACACCUUCAGCACCAUGGGGAGAUGUCUAUGUCCCCGAACAAGAGCCGAAAGGACCACCACCAGCCUUUACGAUAUCCGGGACCGGCCGGGGCCUAAAGCGCAAGUAUGCAGGCCCUGUCAGAUUCUACAGGCUGGCUUCGUCCCUCAAUGCGGCAGCACAUACGGGGGGCUACCACCCUUCGAACCGCAACGUGCUCUUUGCAAUCUCGAACCUGAAGAGCGCGUCUGUGGUUCUUCCAUUGGCUUGUGAAAUGGCCAAAUGGAACCGGAACUACGUGCACAUUGCCUUCAUGGGUUGGGAUGACGUCCCGAUCUCCGCUCUACUGGACUUCCACGGGGUUGACAAUGCUUCGUGUCCAGCCAUGUGGCAUGACGCGAGACCGGAUUACAUGGAGUACAGUAACGAAGCUCGCGCUGAGUCAAGCGUCGUAGCGGCGUUGAUGCACAUUAACAACUACCUGCAUCCCCAGGUAGCGAUUAUGGACGACUCAGCUGCAGAGGACCCUUUCUUCGUAAGAGGGAUCCGGACUAAGACGAAGAUGCUCAGCAUACCUCUCAUCGAGAUCCCCAAAGAUCGUUGGCGGAACUUCUUGUGGAUCACGAGAUUAGACGCGGGUUCCUUGAAGAGUUGGCACAAACCCACCAUCGAGGUGGUUCUGCAGCUGCCAUCCGCCUCCACCGGCGGUGUAUUUCGCCUUUUGAAAUCACUCGCUGAUGCCGACUACAAUGGUGUCAGACCCCCCUGGCUUACUAUUGAUGUAGCAGCGGAUGCGGAUCCAUCUGUCGAACAGUAUCUGAAAGAUUUCCAUUGGCCUCCAGACGACAGGGCUGUAGCUGAGCGGAGUCAGUUUACUAUACGCCGUCGUGUCACAGAUCCAGCUACUCGAGAAGGUGCAGCAGUUCGAUUGCUGGAAUCAUUUUACCCGGAUGACACCCUGCACUCGCACGUGCUGGUGCUAACACCUAACUCAGAGCUCUCACCCUUGUUCUAUCAUUACCUAUUCUACCUCCUACUCGAGUACCGAUAUUCCGCCUACAGCGAUGCUGACGGUGCUAAUAUUAUGGGUAUCAGUUUGGAGCAACCCGCAGUGUUAUUGGAUGGCAGGACGAAGCUUCCCGCAUUUCAGGUUUCUGAUCUGCACUCUUCCAGGUACUCUGAUCGUUUUCCCGAAGAAGAGAAUAUCCCUUUCCUAUGGCAAGGUCCUGGAACGCAUGCCGCCCUUUACUUCAGCGACAAGUGGACUGAGAUGCACUCGUUCGUCCGUAAUCGUAUUGCAAAAAGCUACCAGCAAGGAGCCAACAUAACCGCUCCCGCCCCUGUGAAGCCGGAAACUCUCUCAUCACUGGCAGAUUAUAUGGUAGAGCUGAUGCGUGUGAGAGGAUACUCGCUGCUCUAUCCUGGUACAAACUCGUUGCAAUCCUUGGUUAAACUGCAUAACGAGUUGCGCCAUCCUCUCGAGACCAAGGAUCGGGCUAUACCACCGGAAAACGUACUCAUUCCCUACUCUUGGCCGUUACAUGUCGCUCUUCCUUUUGACGGGGACUUGCCAGAGGUUGCACAUUUGCCAUUCUUGGAUACCGAUGGAAAUAAGGUGGACCACGAGAGUGCGACGGCUAGUGCUGCUGUUCAUGCAGAUGAGUUCAGAGAGACAGUUGGAGGGUGCAAUGGAACCAAAACCAUGCACAGGAAAGCGAUACAUGGCGGUGCGGAAGAUCUCUUCUGCUUCGGCGGUGCGGACGAGGAUGAUCUGGUGGAAGACGGUCUCGCUGUUUCCCGAUCUAGUUUUGCUCUUCCCCAAAAUGACGAGAAUCCAGAUUGAGAUAUCCUCGCAUGUACCAACACCGGCUGCUGUUUCUGGAUAUACACUAUCCAUAAGUUCUGACUUGGGGGCGGUUAAGGGCAGCUCAGCGGACAUUGUGUUAUUGAGUCUAGCAGUAUGAUAUGGUGAACGAAGACACGGGCAAUGACAUACUAUUGCUGUCUGGAUCUCUCGACAGCUCUGUCUUGCAGAAAAUUUCAAGUUGAAUUCCGU
This is a messenger RNA of Westerdykella ornata, 2498 nucleotides long. RefSeq lists its product as uncharacterized. Bases 246 to 2285 code for a protein of 679 amino acids. NCBI's taxonomy places the organism in Eukaryota, Fungi, Ascomycota, Dothideomycetes, Pleosporales, Sporormiaceae. The transcript has a single exon. The record is from RefSeq and is a predicted model, not a curated record.